Messenger RNA from Brachypodium distachyon (stiff brome), 2533 nucleotides. RefSeq lists its product as uncharacterized. The record is from RefSeq and is a predicted model, not a curated record. The transcript is spliced from 4 exons. NCBI's taxonomy places the organism in Eukaryota, Viridiplantae, Streptophyta, Magnoliopsida, Poales, Poaceae. Bases 72 to 2189 code for a protein of 705 amino acids.
UCGUACCCGGAGCCUCGGAGAAUAUGUACGCACGUCCUCGGCGGAAAAGCGUCAGGAUAUGUUGAAGCAAAAUGGCAAAUACCCCGCGGGACGAGCCCCCGUGCAUGCGCCCACGACGUGCGUCCCUUCCCAUUCCCAUUCCCCUUCCCCUUCCCGGCCGGCGCCUUGGAGUCAAACAGCAAACCAAAGAUCAAUUUCCAGACGGAAGCCGAAGAAGCAAAUUCGAUCGCGUUCCCAAUCAAUUACUAUCUCAUCUCCCAUAUAUAUACCGGCCGGCGUGUGAUCCAUUGAUAUUACCAAUGAUCAUGUCGCGCGACGAGGAGGAGGGCGUGGUGGACCUCUGGGCGAUGGCCGCGGAGCUGGAGCGCCACUUCGCCGGAUACAAGCACCGCCUCGCACUCGCCGGCAACAACGCCGUUGUUCCCGACGUCGAUGUCGGUGCGUGCGCGAGCAUCAACGGCGGCGAUACGGAAGAGGAAGACGGAGGAGAUGUGAGGCCGGGCCGGAUGUACGAGGCGUACACGAGGCGGAGGGACGAGCGGCUGCGCUCCGGCUGGCGGGCCCGCAUGGAGCGCAAGGAGGCCCAGGUCAUGGCGCUCCUGGCCCAGCUCGACUCCCGCGGCGGCGGCCCAUCUACGACACCGGCAGCGGCAGACGACGGCGGCACGGCGCUUCUCGGAGAGCAGGAAGCCGAAGAGGACGACGAGGGCGAGAAGCGACGGAGCUCCGACGUGGCCGCUCCGGGCAGGGUCUCCGGCAAGAAGCACGCACGCACCACCAGGAGGAGCUUCUCUUCGACCAGCCUGAAAAGCGUCGUCGAUGUCGGGAUACGCCGCGCGCUGUCGCAGGAAGCGCCGGGCGCUGACGGCGGUACCAGCAGCAAGAAGCACAGCCACAGAAGCCGAGCAGUGACCGGCGGCGCCGCGACGAGAGGCAAGGCGUCGUCGUCUUCGUCGUCGUCAGGGAGCAAGAAGGGCUCGGCGAAAGAGCACGGCGGCUCCCUGAGGCCAGCCGGCCUCAAGCCGCCGCGUGGCUUCGUCCCCCGCCGCUGCAGCUCCGGCGGCCUCGAGGGGGUCGCCCGGGACAGGGAAGAAGCUGUUCUGAUGCCGAUGCCGAUGCCGUCGCAGAGCUGUUCGAGCCAGCAGGUUGAUCUCGGCCAUGAUGGGGAUUAUCAGAAGGCUUCUUCUUCUUCCCCAGAGCCGGUGGCCAGGAUUGGCAAUGGCACAGAGAACGCCUCCUUGCCGGAAGAAGAUUGCCACGAGGGAACGAGCAGUUCUGCAGUUGAAGACAGCGGUGAAGCUGAAGCGGAGCCGGGGAUUGUCGAGGUCGACGUGGAGAAGCGCGAUGCCGCCGUGGAGGAGAUCACGGCACAGCGGUCUCCCGAGGCGAAGCUUGGCAAUAACGGAGAGAUGAUCACCAGCGACUCGGAGACCGAACCGAGCUACGUCUUCAUCAAGAAGAAAGCGGCCGUCGUCGAGGAGGAGGAAGCCAUUGCCAUGAGGCAUUCUGAAGCUCUGGCCGUUUCAGAAUCAGAUGCCAUACCAGUACCACACCUCAAGGUCCAUGGCGACAAUGGCAUGGCCAGUGCGGCACCGACGGCCACCGCGGACAUGGCAGCAGAAAGCACAGCGACGAGAGAAACCUCCGCCGACACCGCGCCCACGAGCAGAAGCUCUCGGGAUAGGAGGACUCGGUCCAUCGAGAGGCUGCUCGAAGCGGACGCCGCGCUGCUGCGGAGGAAGCGCCAGGAGUCGUCGGGGAACGCCGCCGCCUCCGCCGGGAAGAGCUUCGACCCGCCGACGACGCCGGGCAGCGCCGGGAGCAGGCAAGCCUCUGGCGCGUCGCCGAGAGGGGCAUCGAUGGGGUUCAAGAAGAGGUUCCUGAACUUCGGGAAGAAGAACACCAGAGGCAACAGGGAGACGGCUGCGGUCGGCAUUGAUUGCACGUCGCCGUCGACGCCGGUGACUCCUGUUGACGACGGCGCGGGCGGCGGACGGUGGCAGGCCGCCGCCUCCGAAGAAACAGAUCACGGCGCCUAUGCCGCCUCGCCGCCGGCAUGCUCUUUGCAAAGCCUCGUGGCAGCUUCCCCUGCAAAGUCUGAACUGGGUGACAUAGUUCCACAAGAGAAAUCACCAAGAGCUCAUCGUUCAUUCUUUUCGCUUCGAUCGUUCAACUGUAGCAGGAGCUGAACUGAAGAAAAUGUGAUGCAGUCGGAUUUGUAAAUUUUAGAAGAGAAAUUUGGAAAGUGAAUGGGUGGUUCUGCCUGAAGUCUUCUGAAUUUCGUGCUUAUCUAUGAUCUGUCUCGGUGUUAUCUGUUUGCAUUCUGUUCGCAUGGCAGUGAAAAGAGAAAACUGUAUAUACAAUGUGUUGUGCUUGCCUGCUGGUUAAUCUGAAGAACGGGAGGUGCACGUCGAAACAUAAUUAAAACAUCGUAAAUCAUAUUUUUUAAGUGUCAAAUAAUUAUUAUGAAAAAAUACACAUGUACAUGGAUAUGUGAUAUGUGCCUGCAAAAUUUAUUGUUAAUUGUGAGCUA